Antrostomus carolinensis (chuck-will's-widow) is the source of this 1161-nucleotide messenger RNA. It is a transcript of the gene GAN, whose product is annotated as gigaxonin. The transcript has 8 exons. The annotation marks the transcript as partial. The record is from RefSeq and is a predicted model, not a curated record. NCBI's taxonomy places the organism in Eukaryota, Metazoa, Chordata, Aves, Caprimulgiformes, Caprimulgidae. Gene Ontology annotation, molecular function: protein binding.
GUUCACAUGAAGGAUGUCAUGUCAGCAGUGUGGGUUUCGGGCUUAGAUGCAGCAUAUUUACGUGAGCAGAUGAUGAGCGAACCGCUGGUACGGGAGAUCGUCAAAGAAUGCAACAACAUCCCCCUCACGCCGCCGCAGCAGGGAGAGGCGAUGCUGGCCUCCUUCAAGCCCCGGGGUUACUCGGAGUGUAUAGUCACUGUUGGUGGAGAAGAACGAGUAUCGCGGAAACCAACCUCAGUGAUGCGGUGUAUGUGUCCUCUUUAUGAUCCUAAUAGACAGCUCUGGAUUGAACUUGCUCCUAUGAGUAUUCCAAGGAUCAAUCAUGGAGUAUUGUCAGCAGAAGGAUUUUUAUUUGUGCUUGGUGGUCAGGAUGAAAACAAGGGAACGUUAAGCUCUGGAGAGAAAUACGAUCCAGAUACCAAUUCAUGGAGUUCCUUACCACCAAUGAAUGAGGCACGACAUAAUUUUGGUGUGGUGGAGAUUGAUGGAAUUCUGUACAUUCUGGGAGGUGAGGAUGGUGAAAGGGAGCUAAUCUCUAUGGAGAGCUACGAUAUUUAUAGUCGGACCUGGACCAAGCAGCCAGACUUGACCAUGGUUAGAAAGAUUGGCUGCUAUGCAGCUAUGAAGAAGAAAAUCUAUGCAAUGGGUGGAGGCUCCUAUGGAAAACUCUUUGAAUCUGUUGAGUGUUAUGACCCUAGGACUCAGCAGUGGACAGCAAUCUGUCCUCUGAAAGAGCGACGAUUUGGAGCAGUGGCCUGUGGAGUUGCCUCUGAGCUUUAUGUAUUUGGUGGGGUCAGAAGUCGUGAUGACAGUCAAGCCAGCGAGAUGGUGACGUGCAAGUCUGAAUUUUAUCAUGACGAGUUUAAAAGGUGGAUUUAUCUAAACGACCAGAACCUAUGUAUCCCAACUAGUUCUUCCUUCGUGUAUGGAGCUGUACCCAUUGGAGCGAGCAUAUAUGUGAUUGGAGAUCUCGAUACAGGUACAAAUUAUGACUAUGUUAGAGAAUUUAAAAGGAGCACGGGGACCUGGCAGCGCACUAAACCGCUGUUUCCAUCGGACCUUCGCCGUACUGGCUGCGCGGCUUUGCGGAUCGCAAACUGCAAACUCUUCCGACUGCAGCUCCAACAAGGAUUGUUCCGCAUUCGCGUUCCUUCUCCGUGA